Molecule: messenger RNA, 4424 nt
Organism: Octopus sinensis (East Asian common octopus)
Lineage: Eukaryota; Metazoa; Mollusca; Cephalopoda; Octopoda; Octopodidae
Product: protein Shroom1
Exons: 7
Coding region: 255-2360 (701 amino acids)
Biological process (GO): actin filament organization
Cellular component (GO): cortical actin cytoskeleton; apical junction complex; adherens junction
Molecular function (GO): actin filament binding
Source: RefSeq, a predicted model, not a curated record
UGUGUGUGUGUGAAUGUAUGUACAUAUCUAGACUAAAACGAAAGCCUUAGCCACUCUCUCUGUCUGUCUGCCUCUCACUCUUUCUCUCUCUCCCUCUCAUUUUCAACUUCCCUCCGUCAAACAUCUAAUAUACAAGACAGUUAACAAAAGUGCUCCGUACCACGCAAGCACCACAUUUAUAAAACUCUUCUGUUUGGUCUCUUUCAAAACCAAUCUUUCUGUUACUUUUUUUUUUUAGCCAUACUGGAGCAUUAAUGUUGUCGUAUUCCGAAACGGCAACUGGGCAGACAGCAAGCCAGACAAAUGCUGAAGACAGCGAUGAAGAAAGUUUGGUCUCUGUAAAACAACGAAUCCAGAGACUGGAGGAAACGAAAUCAAUGACUUUAACACGCUAUCAAGAUGGCCGCAAGAAGCGUGUGCCACCACCCGUUCCCGUCAAACCUCGAUCGAUUUCUCUGCGUGGUGCCGGGGAUGUUUCUGGCAUGUCAAGAGUCUUACCAAUAUUGAACCAGCAACGUCAGAAUGACCUGCACUCACAGUUACCAGAUUCACAGAUGGCCAGGUCGUUAAAUGAUCUCAGUCUAACAGACGAUACUUCUGGUGUUUCCAGUGAACCGAAUGUUCCUCCCUCCGUACAUAGGAUGCUAUACAACAGCCCUCACUCUACUCUACCCAGAUUGAGGAGUGGGUCGGCUUGCAAUCCAGUGAUCGGAUAUUCUGUUCAAGAAAAUAGUGGCAACACACAAACUCUACCGAAUUCUGUGGAUCAUACUACUGACAUACAGUCGGACACACCUACAUAUAACAACACAAAGACAACUUCUAUUUACUCCCUCUUACUACCAAACCGAACACGCUUAGGAAAAUGUGUGGCAUCAGGUCGUGCUAGCAUUGGCUCUAUGCCUUUAAAGCAUACAGAACGAGCAUAUUAUAAACAACAAGACAGUGGUUGGAGACCGAUUAACGAGUCAGAUGUUUCACGUUGUUCGUCACCAGAUAUAUGCGUCAAAUACCAUUCACCACAACUUACUGACAUUUCCAAGGUAAAUACCAAUUCCACACCUAAUCUAUUUAUUGACGAAGCUGCUAAACUGGGCGAGAAAAAAUCUAUCUCCAAGACUCAAAUUGACCCUAUGUCCUCUAGCUUUCCCAAUGAAAUAAUGUUUCAAAACGGAUGUCGUAGUUUCGAGACACCUGAAAGAAAAAUGUCAAUAGAAAACAAUACAGAAACUUUAUCAGGUAAGUCCGAGCCACAGAAUCUGGAAAACGGAAAUCAAUCAAAAAGUUCGUCCGAUAUCGAUAAAAUUGCUUGUGAUAUUAACAAAAACAAUAUUCCUCAACAAGAAUCAAAAAAGGUUCAACAGAAAGAGGAUAGCAUUCCAGUUAAACCAAUUGUUCCUAUCAAAAGUAAGAAAGUGAAUGCUAAAUCUAAUAACUCUAAGAAAUCACAUUCUGGAAGCCAUCAUUCCCGGGAAUUAUCUCAAGAGGAAGUUGAAUUUGAAGAAAAAGCAAAAGAUUUGUAUAAAGACUUGAAUGAAAACGAUAAAGAAUUAUUAAGUGUUUUAAAGCCGAACAACAAACGUGCUACGGAUUAUGUUAAGAGUGUUUUUGAUAUACAGAUUAGAUUAAGUCGUUCAACAACUUUACAAGAACAUCUUGAAAACCAAACACAGACGGAAGGGAAAGAAAAUACAAACGAAGAAAACUGUUCUACAGAUGUAAUUUCGAAAGAAGCUCCAACCCCAGAUCAACAAGACAACAAGGUUGAUGAUAACUGUAUAUUAAAGAAAAAGGAAGAACUGAAAGAGUCCAUUCGAAAAAAACUAGAAGCUCUACAAGUGGUCAAACAAACCAUUGAACGAGAGACCAAAGAUAUCAAUAAUUUAGGAGAAAAGAUCCUUAAUUCUUUGGAAGAACUGUGUGAUAAUCCACAAGAGAAAAACAAAUAUCGAGCUUAUAUUGAAGAUUUACUCAUGGUUAUGCGAUUGUUAAUGAAAUUAUCAGUUCUGCUCGCCAGGGCAGAAAAUUCAGCCAAUUGUGCCGACGAAACACGAAGGAGACUUGCUAUUGAGAAACGAGACCGAUUACACGGACAAUAUCAGGAAGCAAAACAGCUGAAAACUGAUAUCGAUCGGAGGCAAGAGCCAAUUGAAAGUAUAUUGUGUCGUUAUUUGCCGGAUUCUGGUAUCAGAGAUUUCCAUCGUUAUAUUUUAAUGAAGAUCAAAUUAAUUAUAGAACAACAAGAUGUUGAAGAUAAAAUCUUUCUCGCACAAGAACAAUUAGUUGUUGUAAAACGCAGUCUUCCAAUGUCCUAUUCUAAUACACUUCAAAGACUUUCAAAGGAUUCUGUUCCCAAAUAGUAUUAUUUCUUCCCCUCCCACUGUAUGUUGUUUGUUGAAUCUGUUAUUUAAUGUUAUUUGGUCCCAAGUAAACUCUGAUCUGACAUACUUAUGAACAAAGACGUUCUAUCAAUAACUAUCUUGCGCUUUUUUGUUGGUUUUUUUUUUUUUGCAGACAAGAUGUAUUUAAAACUACAUUAUCCUUUGAUGUUCCUCCAUUUUGAAAACAAUAGAAUGUGAUUUGAUAGAGAUUUCGCUGCUAUUUUCAAUAGCUCAAGCGAUCGUGUACAGGUUUCCUCAAUGGCAUGUUACUAAUUUUGUUGUUGUUGUUGUGUGGACUCAGUUCAACCCUGACCUAUGAUCAAAGACGUUCUAGUCUUGACUAUCCGACAGUGCCUGUCUAAGUCUGAAUUAUGCAAUAUACUUUCUUCUAUAUGGCGAAAAACGUGUCAUUUGAAUGAAAUUUGACUGGUUGCAAUUUCUAGUUAAAAGAGCAAUCAGGUUGACGUCACCCCGUUGGAUUGUGGUUGCUUGUUUGUGUGUGAGCGUUUGAUUGUGUGCGUGCGUGUGCAUGUUAGUGAGUGAUCAUUGGUGGUCUCAGAAUCAAUGAAGUUUAUAGAUGGAUUAGAGAGAUCGCUCUACUAACUACUAUUCACCCUAUGGGUGUCAUUUACUAUAUAAAUUCACCACUUUGUACUAUGUAUGUAUGUAUAUCACCUUGUUUCGCAUUUAUGUGCUUACUCUGGUGUACAUGUAUGUAUAUAGAUGCAUGUAUACAUGCACGUGUGUGUACAUGUGAGUAUGUGUACACAUACACACGCACACACACUAUGCCGUAUGGAAAUCUCUUUUACAAUGGGUGCUUGUUGUAGCUAUCAAAUGACAUACAUUGCUAUUUAUGCGUGGAGAGAGUACAUAGAUAAUUUUCAUAGCAAUAUGCCUAUAUUUAUGUGUGAGAGCAUGUAAGUGUGUCUGAUGAAGAGGGGUGUAAGAUACAAGGACGCCAGUCAAAGAUAAUCACCAGAAACUGAAGAAAUUAUUGUUUGGUCUGGUUCGGUUGAAACACAUCUCACUUGCAAUGUCUUCUUUAUGUUUUAAAAAUAGGAAAAUUAAUAGACACUAUAGCCAAAAAGGAGGCACAAGUAAAACGAGAGACUCAGUCUUCGGUUGCCUGACAGCUCUAAUAAUAAUUUCUUUAUUGGUGACAAGGGCGUGUAAUAGUGUUAAUCAUAAGAAGCAUAAAUUGUGAUAUAGACGUGUGCCGUGAAUCACGUCUCGUAUAUCAAUUAAGAUAUCUAAUUCUCAUUGGCUCGUUUCAACUAACUGCUUAAAGAUGCCGUAUGGAGGCGCAUUACAUUCUCCAUAAGAGGCAAAGGCGUGUAGAUCAGUUGUGAACAAUCUACGGCCCACGGGACUUUCUGAAUGGCACGGAUAACAAAAACUUACGUUAAAUGUAUUUUGGAGUGCGGCUCGCGAGAUUAUGAGCCAUGUCUCAUGCGGCCUGAUUCUGGGGAAAGGUUCCCCAUGCCUGGAAAAGAUGACGAGUAUCCUUGACUUGCUGUAAAUUGUUAGCACAAGUCCUAUAGUGGACAUUAUCUGCAUAAGGCUAACGUCCUUGGCAGAAUAAAAAAAAAGCUUCUCAAUCUCACUUUCUCCCCUUACUCUCUCUUUCUCUUUCUCUCUCUCUCCUUCUACCCAAAUAGUCUCUAAAAUCUGGAGUAACCACCAACACACGGUUGGUGGUUCAUUCUGGUAAAAGAACGCAAAUAGAAAUGGAAAUUUACUUCAAGCAGAGCGGUGGUGGUGUAUAUGCCUAUUUAGAUAUAUGUUCAAUUGUAAUUAUAAAUGUGAGAGUAUGAGUGGAUACGUAAGUACAGUACCGGAUCUAAUGCGUGUAUGUGCAUGUGAUUGGCUAUAUAUAUAAAUAUUGAAUGUUAUAAAUGAAGUAUGAAUGUAUCUCCAUUUCUAUGUACAAAUUGUGCAAUAUCAUUAUUAUUAUUAUUAUUAUUAUUAUUAUUAUUAUUAUUAUUUAGGCGAUGAGCUGGCAGGAUCGUUACUGCGCCGGACAAAAUGCUUAGCGUCAUU